CACUAUCUGGCACAAGAGGAACCGAUCGUCCCGGGAUCGAUUCCCAGACGUAAAAGGUUUUUCUCAACAUCUUUUAAGAUCGGGAAAGGUUUCUCAAGAAAGAAGUGUGACAGAUCGGCGAAGAUGGGGUGGAUCACAAAGCUUGUCAUUCUGACUUUCUUCGCGGCGGCCCGCAUAGACGCCAGGCUGCAGAACUCCAGAAUGUCCAUGAUGAUACCUCAUGCGGCCAAAACUGCAAACGACGGCCCAGUGAUCAUACCUGUCCAACCCACGGCUUACCCUGCACAGACAUCCAUCGUCGGAGCAGCUGAACCGACUGUGGAGCAGCAGGCCCAGUGUGUGUCCUGGAGCCAGGAACACUAUCUGACGUUUGACGGGCAGAUGUACAACUUCAAGGGGCAGUGCACCUACAAACUGGUGGGCGACUGUGCCGACAACACCUUCAACAUCCACGUCCGUCACCAGAAGGGGUGUAACAACACCCAGCCGUGCCGUGUCGAGGUCAUCCUGUACAUUGGGAACUUCGUGGUGACGCUGCGUCACACUCCAGAGGGCCCGGCGGCGUUCGACGGGGACAGACAGCUGUCCAUCCCCGCCAACCUGCACGGUCUGCUGGUGGAGAAGAUCGCCUCGUACGUCGUGGUGCGCAGCGGCCUCGGCUUCAAGAUCAAGUGGGACGGUGCAGACGCAGUUUACGUCGAGGUCACCGAGGAGCUGUUCGGGAAGACAUGCGGCCUGUGCGGAAAGUACGACAGGGAUGUUCACAACGACUUCACGGACAUCUCUGGGAAGGUCCAGUCUCACGUUGUCCCCUUCGCUUCCAGCUGGAGGAUGCCAGAAAGCGAAGGAGACGUCUGCUCCGACAGCCGUCAAAACAGUCACUGUAAUCGCAACUCCAUGGAGGGCCUGGUAGCACACACUCAUGCAACUCAGAUAUGCACGGGGCUCAAAACUCUUCCGGAAUUCAAACCCUGCCACGAGUUCGUUGACCCGUUUGCCUACUACGAGCACUGCAAGGAGGAUGUCUGUCUCAGCGGCGGUCUGGAGUCGGCCGCCUGUAACACCUUCGAGGCCUACUUCAGGGAGUGUCUGCGCCAUGGCGUGCACGUCAACUGGAGGAGUGACAGUUUCUGUCCGGCUAACUGUGCCGAGGGUAUGGAGUACCAUACCUGCGGCACCUCGUGUCCGGAGACCUGCCGCACCACUCUGUACGACUGCGAGGAUAACCAGUGCAUCGACGGCUGCCACUGCCCCGAGGGGACGUACCUGCACGGCGGGCAGUGCCUGGCCCACGCCAGCUGCCCCUGCGUCAGUCACGGGGUGGAGUAUCCACCGGGCUCACACAUCAACUCCGACUGUAACGACUGUGAGUGCGUGUCUGGCAAGUGGGAGUGUACGACGGAGCCCUGUGAAGCCACCUGUAUCGCUACCGGCGACCCCCAUUACAUCACGUUUGACGGCAGGUCGUACGACUUCAUGGGAGACUGUUCCUACACCAUGGUCAUGAACAGGAUUAGUGACGAGACCGACUACAGCAUCGAGGCUGAGAACCAGGAGUGUGACUCCAGCUCCACCCGGCAGCUGACCUGUACCCGGUCCGUGACCGUGAAGAUCAGCGGUACGGUGCUGAAGCUGAAGCAGGGGAAGAGCGUGCUGCUGAACGGGGAGGACAUCGUCAGGCUGCCGCACCGGGGGCCAGGCGUGUACAUCGAGACAGCGACUUCCAUCUUCCAGAAGGUAACCCUUGACAACGGCAUGCGGGUACUUUGGGACGGGGUUUCCCGUCUCUACAUCACUGCCCCGCCCAAGUUCGUCGGCAGGACCAUGGGUCUGUGCGGCACCUUCAACUACAACCAGCAGGAUGAUUUCUACACCAAAGUCGGGGACAUCGAGACCAACCCGAUCGCCUUCGCCAACAAGUGGAAGACUGACGACAUGUGCGCGGACCGUCCCCUGGUCCCGACAGGAGAGGAGACCAUGCACCCGUGUGACAUCUACCUGCAGCUCAAGGCAUCCGCACAGCAGCACUGUGGACAACUCAUGGGGUCCUUCUUUACUGCUUGUCACAAUUACGUGAACCCGCAAGAGUCCUACGACAGGUGCCUGUUUGACUACUGCGGCAGCGGCCACUCCGUACAGAGCAUGUGCGACGCCAUGUCCGACUACUCGCUGGCCUGUGGCGCCAAGGGAGUCGAGCUGGACUGGAGACAGAACACAGAAGGAUGCGAGGUGUCCUGUUCCGGAGAGCUGGUGUACGACCAGUGUCACCCCGGGUGCCAGACGACCUGCGCGUCCAUACUGGAGGGAGUCGAGUGCCAGCCAUUCUGCGUGGAGGGGUGCGCCUGUCCGGAGGGCACCGUCCUGGACUACGAGGGGCACUGCGUCCCUCCCGAGGAGUGCGGCUGCAUGGAGAACGGCAAGCACUACCUGGAUGGAGCGUCCAUUAACCGGGGAUGCAACACAUGCAUGUGCGCUAAGGGCCAGUGGGCAUGUACGAUGAUGGACUGCAUGCAAGAGUCCCCAUCACUCUGUCCAGACAACCAAGUCUGGUCCAACUGCGUCGUUGAAAACCAGAUCACCUGUAAAAACAUGCAUCUGGGCGUGACGUCACAGGCCCCCAUCACCUGCCACGCCGGGUGCCAGUGCAGGAACGACACCGUGUGGGACGAGGAGACGGGCGCAUGCGUGCUGCCUCAGAACUGCCCGUGCUACCAUGGUGGACAGAGCUACGAGCAAAGCCACACCAUCCAGCUGGACUGCAACACCUGCUUCUGCAACGGACAACAGUGGGUAUGUGAAGUCAACGAAUGCGCAGGAAUCUGCACAACGUUCGGCGAUCCCCACUACAAGACGUUUGACGGGAAGAUGUACGAGUUCCAAGGAGACUGUGACUAUGUCUUGGCCAAGAGCAAGGACGGCGCCUCUCUUCCGUUCUCCGUCACCGCAGAGAACAUCCCCUGUGGAACAAGCGGCGUCACCUGCACCAAGAACAUUAUCGUCACCCUGGGCAGCGGCGCCAACAGGCAGAGGCUCUCUCUGGUCCGUGGCCAGCCCAUCACCGCCGACGGAACGGACUUCACCAUCCGGCAGGCCGGCAUGUUCGUGUUCGUCAGCACGCCGAUCGGCCUGACCCUGCAGUGGGACAAGGGAACACGCGUGUACAUCAAGCUGCUGCCGGCAUGGAAGGGAUAUGUUGAGGGUCUGUGUGGUAACUUUAACGGUAACCAGAUGGACGACUUCACCACACCCAUGGGCGGACCCCCGGUCACCAUGGCGAACACCUUCGGUGACAGCUGGAAAGUUCACGACUACUGCAUGGAUGCCGUGGUCGUAGAGGACACCUGCGCCCUCCACCCGAACAGGCAAGCCUGGGCUCUGCGGAAGUGCGCCAUCCUCAAGUCUGACAUCUUCAGGCCCUGCCACAGCGAGGUCCCCUACCAGCCGUACUACGACAAGUGUGUGUAUGACGCCUGUGGCUGUGACAGCGGGGGUGACUGUGAGUGUCUGUGUACGGCCAUCGCUGCCUACGCUCAGGAGUGUAACCUGGCCGGUGUGCCCAUCAAAUGGCGCGAACAGGAGAUCUGCCCCAUGCAGUGUGAAUAUGGCAUGCUGUACGUAGCCUGCAGUUCCUCCUGCCCCAAAACCUGUGACAACUUGGAGAACUACUCUGAGAUCGCCGCCAACUGCACCGACACCUGUGUCGAGGGCUGCGCCUGUCCUCCAGGAUUUGUUGUGGGAGUGAACGGCGUCUCCUGCGUGCUGGAGACAGAGUGCUUCCAGGAGGAGACCACACCAGCUCCGCCAACAACCACAGCUAGUAUCACCACAGGAUUCGCAUCUGUCCCCACAACCACUACUAUGCAAACAACAACAACCACCACUCCAACACCAUCCACAACUACGACCCCGCCUGUUGCUCUGGACGCUGAGUGUGUGCAGCCCUACGACUACUGGACUGAAUGGAUGAAUGUUGGAUACCCCACGCCAGUGAGCGGCGGAGACUAUGAGACCAUUGAAGACUUGCGGUACAAGUAUGUCUUCUGCGAGAAUGACGACAUCGUCUCUGUGGAGUGCAAGGUGAACGGUCAUAGUAACUUGUAUGCAGAGAAUACAGGUCAGGUCGUCACCUGUGACACAACAGUGGGUCUGGUAUGCAACAACAACGACCAAUCCACCUUGCCCCCAGCCUGCUACGACUAUGCCAUCAGAUUCUUCUGCAAGUGCGGAGAGCUGCCCACAACGACACAGCAAGUAACCACGACGGUGAAGCCCACCACAACCGCAUUUACUACAACAGAAAAGCCACCGCCACCCACGACUACAGCCAACACCGAGGAGUCCACAACCACUAUCCACCCUACAACAACGAUGUUAACAACAACAGGCAAGACUACAGCAAAGCCACCUCCCCCGACGACAACCACGUUCACAACUUCAACAUCCUCCGCGACCACAAAGCCCUUCUCCCUGCCUAUGGAAUGUCCCGUUGCCGGUGCUGAUGCCUGGACACCGUGGAUGAAUGUCGACACUCCCACAGAUGGAGAUGGAGGUGAAUACGAGACGCUGGAAGCACUGCAUCAGAAAUACGUCUUUUGUGAGGACAACAUGAUUACACAAGUGGAGUGUCAAGUGGUUGGCUUUGGCUUACCAGCCGAAAGUUUUGGACAGAAGAUCACAUGUGAUGUCAACACUGGUCUCAUCUGCAUCAACGACUGGCAGCUAUCACAGACAUGCUAUGACUACGAAAUCAGAGUCUUCUGUGCCUGUGGAGAACAAACCACCACGGGGAUCAGCACCACAACAGGUAUAUCUAAACCUACCACCACCGUUGCCAGUACCACAACAGCUGAGGUAACAAAGCCUACCAGUACGGUCACCACCCCUAAGCCGACUAGCACUCAGCAUGCUACAACAACUGGAGAAACUACAACAACUGGGACAGCAACAACCACUGCCACCAAGCCACCUGUCACAACAACAGCUGAGGAAACAAAGCCUACCAGCACAGCUACCACUCCUAAACCAACUAGCACUGAGCAUGCUACAACAACUGGGGAAACCACAACAACUGGGACAGCCACAACCACUGGCACGAAAACACCUCUCACAACAACUACCGAAACGACGAGUCCAGCUUCGGAAACAAAGCCCGUCCAGUUCGAAGUCACCAACAAGCCCCAGCUCUGUCCGGUGCCAAAUGGAAAUGCUUGGACCUCAUGGAUGAGCUCAGGAAUUCCUACCCAGGACAGCGAAGGUGGCGAGUUCGAAACCAUUGACAACUUGAGAGAGCACUUCAGCUUCUGUCCCAAUGAGAUGAUCACUGACGUACAGUGUUCUCUGGUAUUUGGGUCCGGCAUGUUCACUGUCCCGUCCAUUGGGCAGACUGUGACCUGUAACACAACACAUGGUCUCAUCUGUCUGAAUGAAGACAACCCCAUACUGGGCUGCCGGGAUUACCAGGUCCAGUUCUACUGUGAAUGUGGCCCUGAAUCGACCACACUAACUGGUACAGCUACGAGCACCAUCCAACCCAGUACCACAGGAACCAGUACCACAACAGGAGUUACGACAACCACCACAACCGCUGCCGGUACCACAACAGCCGAGGUAACCAAACCUACCGGCACAGCCACCAAACCACACCCGACCAGUACUGAACAUGCUACAACAACUGGGGAAACAACAACAACAGGGACAGCCACAACCACUGGCACCAAGACACCUCCAACAACAACUGUCGCUGAAACAACCACAACCGAGGAAGCAACAGGUGCUGUUACAACUACUGGUACAAAGACACCUGUCACAUCUGAAACUACUACAACUACCCAGGAAGGCACAACUCAUAAGGUGUGCGUGGAUGGCUGGACGACAUGGGUCAGUUCUCAUAAACCCAAUCUUAGUGAUGUUAUGGAUGGAGACAUCGAGGACCUCAGUCUGCUUGCCCUUGCUGAUGAUUUCAACCUGUGUGGUGGUGACAUGAGCAUGGUGGCAGACAUACAGUGUCGGGAGGUCGAAUCACAGGCAGAUUGGAGCAGCACAGGCCAGGAGGGUCUGAUUUGUGACACACAUGCUGGUUUCGCCUGCAGCAACUCCAUGAAUCAUCCAGAAGGAUGCAUGGACUACGAAAUCAGUGUGCUCUGCCAAUGUGUGCCAACCACUACUCAAACAACAACUUCUACUGUCACUACCACCACGACAACCCUGAAACCAACUACCCAGGCGACAAAGCCAAACCAACCGCCGGUGACAUCAACAGCGUACCAGACUACCUCGCCUGGUACUACCAUACCGACGACACAAAUGACCCUGCCACCACUGUGCGAAUAUCCAGAUCGUGACUUCUGGACGCAGUGGAUGAGUGUCGGCCAUCCUGGAAACGGCCAGGGCGACAUCGACACCAUUGAGAUUCUGCGAACAAAGUACUCCUUCUGUGAAAACAACAUGAUCACUGCCAUAGAUUGUCGUGUGGUCAGCAUACACAAUACUCCCGAGGAUGCAGGGCAGAAGGUGAUCUGUGAUUCACAGAUAGGUCUGGUUUGUGCCAACACUGAUCAACAGGCUUGCUUGGACUAUGAAGUUCGCUUCUUCUGUGAAUGUGGACCAGGUGGGGAAACUACAACUCAGCACACCACCACCACAGUUUCUCCAACCACAACGGGCUCAGAAACUGCUACAACCACAGGCAUUGCAACCACCACUGGGCGGACAACAACAACUGGUAUGACUACUACAACAACAACUGGUGUGACAACUACAGGUGCUCAGGUGUGUGUUGAAGGCUGGACGACCUGGGUCAGUUCUCACAAACCCAACCUGAGCGACAGCACAGAUGGAGACUUUGAGUACCUCAAUGUGCUAGCUCAUGAUGAUCACUUCAACCUGUGUGGUGGUGACAUGAGCAUGGUGGCAGACAUACAGUGUCGGGAGAUCGAGUCACAGGUGGAAUCCAGCAGCACAGGCCAGCUGGGCCUGAUUUGUGACACACACACUGGUUUCUUCUGUAGUAACUCCAUGAACGAACCAGAGGGAUGUCAGGACUACGAGAUCAGUGUGUUCUGCCACUGUGGUGAAACCACAACUCAGCAGACCACCACCACAGUUGCUCCAACCACAACUGGCUCAGAGACUGCUACAACCACAGGCAUUGCAACCACCACAGGGAGGACAACAACAACCGGUGUGACUACAACAACAACGACUGGGGUGACAACUACAGGUGCCCAGGUGUGUGUUGAAGGCUGGACGGCCUGGGUCAGUUCUCACAAACCCAACCCGAGCGACAGCACAGAUGGAGACUUUGAGUACCUCAAUGUGCUAGCUCAUGAUGAUCACUUCAACCUGUGCGGUGGUGACAUGAGCAUGGUGACAGACAUACAGUGUCGGGAGAUCGAGUCACAGGUGGAAUCCAGCAGCACAGGCCAGCUGGGCCUGAUUUGUGACACACACACUGGUUUCUUCUGUAGUAACUCCAUGAACGAACCAGAGGGAUGUCAUGACUAUGAGAUCAGUGUGUUUUGCCACUGUGGUGAAACCACAACUCAGCAGACCACCACCACAGUUGCUCCAACCACAACCGGCUCAGAGACUGCUACAACCACAGGCAUUGCAACCACCACAGGGAGGACAACAACAACCGGUGUGACUACAACAACAACGACUGGGGUGACAACUACAGGUGCCCAGGUGUGUGUUGAAGGCUGGACGGCCUGGGUCAGUUCUCACAAACCCAACCUGAGCGACAGCACAGAUGGAGACUUUGAGUACCUCAAUGUGCUGGCUCAUGAUGAUCACUUCAACCUGUGCGGUGGUGACAUGAGCAUGGUGGCAGACAUACAGUGUCGGGAGAUCGAGUCACAGGUGGAAUCCAGCAGCACAGGCCAGCUGGGCCUGAUUUGUGACACACACACUGGUUUCCACUGUAGCAACUCCAUGAACGAACCAGAGGGAUGUCAGGACUACGAGAUCAGUGUGUUCUGCCACUGUGGCGAAACCACAACUCAGCAGACCACCAGCACAGUGGAAACGACCACAACUGGUGUAACAACCACGAGCGGGGUUAGUCCAACUACAGGUAUCAGCACCACGACAGGGGCCAGUCCUGUCACAACACCACUUAUGACAACUGUAAAACCAACAGGAACCCCGCAUGUUCCAGAAAAUCCUCCUAAUCAGCCUACAGAGCAGGUUGAAGUGACAACCAGUGGAACAGCCUCAACAACAGCUACCACCACAAGUACUGGUGAAACAACCACCACUGGCAAGGCCACGACAACUGGUGAGACAACGACAACUGAAAAGCCCACCCCAACCUCUACAGUUGAGACAACAACAACAGGUACAGCUACUACAACAGGAGUAACAACAAGCACUGGUGAGACCACCACCACAGCCAAGCAAACCCCCACUACCACCUCUUCUGUGGAGACCACCACAACACCUGGUCAGACCCCAACAGUUGAAACAACCACCACAGGUACGGUUACUACAACAGGUGAGGCAACCACCACAGCCAAGCAGACCCCUACUUCAACAGCAACCAUCACCACAACCGUUGCCCAGACUACUGAGUGUAAGAAUCAGUGGACAACGUGGAUGAACAGUGGCAAACCAGCAUCCAACGGUCUGAAUGGUGACUACGAGACCCUCACAAACCUGCAGCAGAUGUAUGAAUUCUGCAGCCCUGACAUGAUCGUAGAUGUGGAGUGCCGGGAAGCUGGUGGUUUCAACAUACCUCUGGACCAAGUACAUCAGAUAGUGACAUGUGAUAUCAAGGAUGGCCUCAUCUGCGAGAAUCAGUACCAGACUGAUCCUUUGGGCUGUUACGACUAUGAGAUUCGAUUCUUCUGUCGUUGUGGAGGACCCACCACAACUAUGCUGACAACUUUGCAGACCUCAAGACCGACUUCAACCACUUUGUCCACAACUACAGCUUCAGUAUCCACCCCAACGGUCACCCCAACCAUCCACACCCAGCCUCCGACACCUUCGACCACCCCAGCACAGCAGAUACUUGUAGGCUGUGAGCACCAGUACCCAUACUGGACCCAGUGGAUGAGUGUGAACACACCCAGCCCCAGCACAGAAGGGGACAGUGAGACCAUCCAGGGCCUCCGCCCAUACUACAGGUUCUGUGACGAAGGCAUGAUUGUUGACGUCCAGUGCCGAGUGACCGGGUCAAGCAUGCCAGCCAGUCAAACUGGACAAACUGUCACUUGUGACGCUUCUGUUGGCCUGACCUGCCUUAAUGCAGAUCAGGCAGGACCCUUCCAUCUGUGUGAUGACUAUGAAGUCAGGUUCUUCUGUGCCUGUGGAGAAACAACCAUGGCCCCAACAACCACCACACAUGUCACCACGACCGCCACAACUGAGACAGCCACAACUGGUGUGACAACUACAACUGGCAUUAGCACAACAACUGGGAAGACUCCAUCAACAACUACAGGAGUUACACCAACUACUGCAGUGCAAACAGGAACAAACCCCUCAGAUGUCGUUGUCAGCAUGGGCUGUCAACAUGACUAUGACUAUUGGACUGAAUGGAUGAACAUCGACAGCCCUGCGAGCCAUGAUGGUGAUGAUGUGGAAUUCAUCAACAACCUACGGGAGGAAUACACAUUCUGUGGACCAUUCAGGGUGGAAGAUGUGGAGUGCCGAGUCUUUAGCACGCAGGUCUCGGCUGAAGAGGGAGGCCAGAAGGUGACCUGUGAUGAACAUGUCGGUCUGAUCUGCCAUGCUGAAGACCAGGACCCCAAUUCAGGAAUUCAGGAAUGCUAUGACUACGAAAUCCGCUUCCUCUGUGACUGUGGUGUCGAAACUACUCCGCCUGCAAUCCCAAGUUCCACCUCUACUGUUAAGACCACAACUAUGGCAAGCACAAUCUCAACAGGCAUUUCUACUACAACAGGGGAAACAACUACUACAAGCAAGGAAACACCAACCACUACAGCUGAAAUCCCAAGUUCCACCACAACCACAACUGCUGAGACCACGACUACAGUUGCAACCACUUCCACUGGUGUUACAACUUCAACAGGUGAAACUACAACCACAGGCAAGGAAACAUCAACCACUACAGCUGAAAUCCCAAGUUCCACCACAACCACAACUGCUGAGACCACGACUACAGUUGCUACCACUUCCACUGGUGUUACAACUUCAACAGGUGAAACUACAACCACAGGCAAGGAAACACCAACCACUACAGCUGAAAUCCCAAGUUCCACCACAACCACAACUGCUGAGACCACGGCUACAGUUGCUACCACUUCCACUGGUGUUACAAUUUCAACUGGGGAAACCACCACUACAGGCAAGACAACUACCACUUCAACUGCAGAAACUUUCACAACUGGUAAGCCCAUCACUACUACUGGAACAACAACAACAACAGCAGAGACUACAACAACUGGUGUGUCCACAACAACUGGAGUCACUACUCCUGGCAAACCCACCACCAUGACUACUACCACAAAACAGAACCAACCUGAGGGAACAUCUCCACUUCCCACCACCCUUCCAGCUCAAUUUGGACCUACUGGAGGUGAAGAGGAAGUCACAUUCCAGCCUACGGGACCAGGAUGGAACACCUUUCCGGAAGGGACAGAGAAGCCUCCCAUACUGAUCCCCCACCCUCCAACUCCUGUCCCCACACAGGUGCUCAUGACCACCCUGAAGGGCUGUGAGGCUGAUGUCGACUACUGGACCCCCUGGAUGAAUGUCUUCUAUCCGACUCACAUCAAUGGUGGAGACUUUGAAACUCUGGAUAACCUCCGUGACAAAUACAUGUUCUGUGACAAUGGCAUGAUAGUGUCGGUGGAGUGUCGUACAGUUGAUGACCACACACCAUCUGACCAGUCAGGGCAAAAGGUGAUCUGUAGCAUUGAUGAUGGACUUAUCUGCAGCAAUGACAUGAACACAGAAGAUUGCCAUGACUAUGAGAUCAGGUUCUUCUGUGACUGUGGUGUGGAGCCAACCACCAUAGUCAGUGCAGAGACCACUACAACCACUCAGGCUCCAACCACAGGAGUGACAACCACCACUGGUGUAAGCAAGCCAACAACUACCAUCUCCUCAACAACUACUGGUAAGGAGACAACACCUGGCACAUACAGCACGACCAGCACCCAAGGGUCCAGCACCACAGGUGUGGUCACAACCACAGCCACUAACCCAGUCAGCACAUCAACACUGCUCACAUCCACUGCCAUUCAGACCUCAACUGUCAGCACCACAGGUAAGCCUUCACCACCCACAACAACAGGAGUCUCCCCAGCAACCACCAGUACCAUAUCCCCAACAACUGGUCAUGAGACCACCACUGGGAAGACCCCACCAACCACCAGUACCAUAUCCCAAACAACAGUCCAUGAGACCACCACUGGGAAGACCCCACCAACCACCAGUACCAUAUCCCAAACAACAGUCCAUGAGACCACCACUGGGAAGACCCCACCAACCACCAGUACCAUAUCCCAAACAACAGUCCAUGAGACCACCACUGGGAAGACCCCACCAACCACCAGUACCAUAUCCCAAACAACAGUCCAUGAGACCACCACUGGGAAGACCCCAUCAACCACCAGUACCAUAUCCCCAACAACAGUCCAUGAGACCACCACUGGGAAGACCCCACCAACUACCAGUACCAUAUCUCCAACAACAGUUCAUGAACAUGAGACCACCACUGGGAAGACCCCACCAACCACCAGUACCAUAUCUCCAACAACUGGUCAUGAGACCACCACUGGAAAUACUCCAUCAACCACCAGUACCAUAUCUCCAACAACUGGCCAUGAGACCACCACAUCUAGCAUAACGACCAGCACUGGAACCACCAUCAGUACAACAACAUUUGCCACCAAGCCUACAUCUGUCUUUACCACCAUCGUGGCUACCAAGCCUGUACCCCCAGAGAACCCAGCAAUGUGUCUGACCAACACUAACUACUGGACUGAGUGGAUGAACACUGGCUCUCCUAAUAGUGGGGAGGGUGGAGACAUGGAAUCCAUUGACAGCCUGAGGGAGCAGUACAUCUUCUGUGACCAGGGCAUGAUGGCAGCUGUGCAGUGUCGUGUUGUGGGAACCAACAACCUGAUGCACAACCAGGUCGACCAGAAUGUCACCUGCUCCAUCUUCCAGGGUCUGGAGUGCCACAACAUGGAUCAGCCGGCUGACAACUAUAUGUGUCAUGACUAUGAGAUCCGCUUUUUCUGCCAAUGUGGACCUGAAGCUACCACAACAAUGGUGACAACAGCCAGGCCAACCACUGCCCUGAUGACAACCCCUGUCAUUCACGGUGAGACAGUGUCGGAAACCAUCCCACUGUUCCCAGUGACAACAGGAGGCAAACCUAUUCCCAGCACCACAGGACAGAUCUCCACAGAGAAGCCUCCCCUACCGACCACAACAGCAGCCAAACCCACCACUACAACACCUCUGACUACCUUCAAGCCCACCACAGUACCUGUAACCACCAGCACCAUGAGCACCAUGAGGCCAUUUAUUGUUCUUGAUACCUGCAUCAUGUUUGAUGAUACGCUCCAAACAUUUGAUGGAACCGUCUAUGACUACCCCAUCUGCAACAACGUGCUGGCAAAGGACUGCGUCCACAACAGGUUUGAGGUCCAUGCCUUCUUGGACUGUACUGGAGCAGAUAAUAGGGAUGACUGCAACCGUGGUCUCUAUGUUAGAGUUGGAGAGGAUGUGAUCAUUUUGGACCGUCCUUCACACCUGACUCUCAAUGGACAGGCAUUCAACUUGACACAGCUCCCCACACUCAACAACAAUCUGGCAAACCGUGGAAUUCAGAUCUCCUCUGUUGGUAACGAGAUCAUCAUUCAAACCAAUUACGGCAUCAACAUCUACUGGAGCAAGACCUACGAGGCUAGGAUUGUUGUUCAUGAGAGCCUUCAGAACAUGCUGUGUGGCAUGUGUGGCACCUACAACCACCAGAGCCAGGAUGACUUCACUCUCCAGGAUGCCAGCCUCACGGAUGACGCCAUUGCUUUUGGAGACAACUGGAUGAUGGGUGAAUGUCCAUUCACAUCCACUACAGAGCAUGUCUGUCCACCAGAGAUCGAGGCACAAGCUGAGGCUAAGUGUGACGUGCUCAGGACGAGUGUGUUCUCUGCAUGCCACCCUCAUGUGCCAAUUGACCUGUACUAUCACCUGUGUGUGAAUCGUGUGUGUGAAUGCCAUACCAAUGGUACUGACCUCGCUGACUGUGAGUGCGAUAUCCUGUCUGCAUACGCCACCACCUGUGAACGUUUGGACGAAGACAUCGUGCUGGACUGGAGGAACCCUCUGCGCUGUCCUGCUGAGUGUCCUCCCGGCAUGGUGUACCAUGAGUGCGGCCCAGGCUGCCCGCUCACCUGUGACAACAUGCACGACCCCAAUGUGGACUGUAACGUGGAAUGUGUGUCCGGCUGCUUCUGUCCUGACAACAUGGUGCAGCAGGGAGACCAGUGUAUCAGGCCAUCACUGUGCACCGACUGUUACUGCUACGGCUAUGGUGAUCCACACUACAUCACCUUUGAUGGCACUUACUACCCCUUCCAGGGUCAGUGCUCCUAUGUACUGGCCCGUGAGACCACCACUCACGAGUUUGAGGUUAUUGGUGACAAUGAGCUGUGUGAGGGAGGACCCAAUCCUACCUGUACCAAGGCCGUCACUGUCCGCUAUGGUGGACACGAGGUCACUCUGAAAAGAAACAGGAUAGUAAGUCCACGUUCAACUGGAUCUGAGGUGACAGUCGAUGGUGUUGACCAGUCUGCACCGGUGUCCAUUGGUGGAAUCAAUGUCCAUCUGGACGGUCUCAAGUUGGUGUUGGAGAUCCCUGCCAUUAACCUUAGGGUUCGAUUUGAUGAGAUCAACCAUGGGUUUGACAUCCUGGUACCAUCCUCAGUCUACUACGACAGGACUGAGGGUCUUUGUGGACCAUGUAACCAUGAUGGCUCCGAUGACCUAACCACGUCCCAGGGCACCAUUGAGACAAACACUGACAUCUUUGCCCUGUCCUGGCUGACCAUGGAGAGCACACAGCAGACUGAGAUCCAGUGUGGGCUGAUCGAGUCCACAUCCCCAUCACAAACUGAAUGCACAGCUGACUUCUCCCAGUGUGAAGUCAUCUUGUCAGAUGUGUUUGAAGAGUGUCACCAGCUGGUCAACCCACAGGUCUUCCUUGAUACCUGCAAGUAUGAUGUUUGCAACGUGGGCUUGGAGCUGUCUUGCGACUCCCUUGCUGCCUAUGCCCGUGAAUGUGACCGUCAUGGUGUCUGCCUCGAGUGGCGCGAAGGCCUCUGUGAGUUCCACUGCCCAGCUGCUAUGGAGUUCCACUCCUGUGGUGCACCGUGCCCCAUGACCUGUGACAUGGUGACUGGUUUAACCCCUGUCGUGCCGUGCAACACCACUGAGACGGAAGGCUGCUUCUGCCCACCUCACAUGGUUCUGGACCACAAUGGCGACUGUGUUGCACCUGAGUCUUGCCCAAUGUGUGUGGAUGAAACCGGACGUCCAUUCGCACUUGGAGACACCUGGCAUCCCAACAAUGAUCCAUGCGAGACUUGCACGUGCAAGGGCCUGAACUCUACCAUCUGUGUACAGAAGGUUUGCCCACAGUUCCCCAAUGACCAGUUGGUGUGCAGGAGUGGACACAAGGUGCCAGUGGUGUGGGAUGAGGAUCACUGCUGUCAAACGCCACAGUAUGAUGAAUGUAUGACCACUGUGGACUGUACUGACAUGGAGACCUGCCAGGCAGGAGAGGUCAUGGACACUUCCCAGAAUGGAACCUGCUAUUGCCGCUGUGUACCAGAGGAAUGCCCCAGCCCAGUCAUGCCAACACUCAGCGAAGGACAAAUGGCUGUUCCUGUGGAUGCACAUCAAUGCUGUCCUGAAUACACUGCAGUUUGCAACAACUCCAUGUGCUCGGACAAGAUCCCAGGACAGUUUGAGGUGCUGGUAGAGGUAGAGGGACAGUGCUGCCCACAACUCAUGUGUGACUCCAGCCUGUGCCCGAUCGUCCCGACCUGUUCCCCCCACCAGACACUACAGACCACUGAAGGCCACUGCUGUAAGGAGUACCAGUGUGUCUGUGAUGAAACUCUGUGCCCUGUGCCACCAUCCUGUCAAGAUGAUGAGGUACUUGUGUCCACUGUGGGAGAGUGCUGCACCACUUAUGAAUGCAGUUGUGACAAGACCCAAUGUGAAGAUACCAUCCCAGCCUGCCCUGUGUCUGGCAUGACAGCUGUGGUCACCAAUGCUGAAGCCUGCUGCUCCCAGUAUGAGUGCACCUGCCAGGAGCCAAUGGGUGUCCACUGCCAUGACCUCACCUGCCCACAUGGAUUCAUGGCUGACAUGGUCAAUCUCAAUGAAUGUGGCUGCCCAACUACAUGUGUCUCUGUUUGUGGAUCUGAGAGCUGCUACAUCAAUGGCUCAUGUCACAGCUCAGGAGACAUGUGGACCCCUGAUGACGUGUGCACAGUUUGUUCCUGCAAGCCCAACAACGGCGCAUAUGAGGCCAUGUGUGAGACCCAAGUCUGUGCAGCCUGCCCUGCUGGCUACACUAUGGUGGAUAUGCCAGACCAGUGCUGUGGUGAGUGUACCAAGACAGACUGUGUUGUUAUGGAUGCCCAGAGCGAUCAAGGAUUCAUCCUCUAUCAGCCUGGUGAUGAGUGGGUACAGAAUGGAGAAGACCAGUGCAACAAGGAGGAGUGUAAGUGUGUGGAGCAGAAUGGCAUGGUGUCCGAGGUGUGCUACACACAGACAUGCCCAUCAGUCACCAACUGUCCUGAGGAAUUUAUCAUGUGGGAUGAGCAAGGAUGCUGCCAGAUCUGCCAGGAGCCUCCAAGUGGGUCCUGUUCUGCUGAGCUGGUGGAGGGCCGUCCUCAGCUCCUGACCGUGGGGGCAUGUGUGACCACCAUGCCUGUCAACAUCACCCAGUGUGCUGGACACUGCCCAUCCUUCACCACUGUCACCUUCCCCAACGACCUCAGCUUUGAUAGUGCUUACAACCACGAGUGCCAGUGCUGCCAGCCUUCCAAGAGCGAGCGGCGAACUGUGGACCUAAUGUGUGAGGACGGAACCCUGCAGCAGCACUCUUACGACUACAUCCAGGAGUGUACCUGUGAUGUCAGCAAGUGCCUGCAGUGGGGAACUGAACCCGAGACUCCCUGAAGCACAUCAGCCACCUGAUUGGACAGUUUGACUUUGCCUCUAACGACCUUUUGACGUAGUAUCGUUUUGAUGCUUAUUGUUGUAACCAUCUAUUAGACCGUAAUCGUCUUGUAAGUAUAAAGAGAGAAAUUUCCCGUCAAGUCAAGCAUUCUAGUUUUUCCACUUUGCAAGUAUGAUUCAUUUCCGCUUCCUAGUCACACGGCACUUUCUUGACCAAUCAGGUAAAGAAGCUGGUAAUGUCCCAUCAAACCAUGACCAUGUCUGUCAGACUGACAACUGUCAAAGAAAGAACAAUGACCUUGAAAAAACACUGUAUACUCUGAUGAUUUUUUGUUAGAAGCAAAGGCUUGGGUUUUCUUGAAUACAUGAUUCUGGCAUGGAACAACUUUAUCUGUAGAAAUGAUAACAUACUUUGUCUUCUGAA
Messenger RNA from Branchiostoma floridae (Florida lancelet), 16597 nucleotides. Its product is annotated as mucin-5AC-like. Lineage: Eukaryota; Metazoa; Chordata; Leptocardii; Amphioxiformes; Branchiostomatidae. The coding region runs from base 124 to 16173 and encodes 5349 amino acids. The transcript has 86 exons. The record is from RefSeq and is a predicted model, not a curated record. Gene Ontology annotation, cellular component: extracellular matrix. Gene Ontology annotation, molecular function: protein binding.